AUGCGUUCUACUACCGUUGGCUCCACUCUGCUCCUAUUGGCUGGCGCCGUUGCAGCGCAGCAGAGCGAGAGCAUCGUGACGGACAUUCCGUCGUCGCUCAUCCAGACGACUGAGCAGGUCUUCACCAUUCAAACUUCAGUCCCGACGGGUACGACAUCAGCUUGCUAUGCAGUCUGCAUCAAGGAACCGUGCUACGCAUGCUCUACCACUCCCAGUGGUGACCCUACCGUGAGCCUGCCUGUCGAGUCUCUACCUAUACCCAGCAGCAUCAGUGAUGGCGAUGUCACACUAACUCUGCCUGUCGAGUCUCUGCCUCCUGUUGGGUCAGAACCUACACCGUCAAUCACUGGCAUCCUCACGAAUCCUCACCUGCCCACAAUCUCGCAAACGACUGAUCCCCUCAUGUCAAUUCCACAGGGAGAGACACCCGAAUCCACUGGCGCACCCGCAACCUCUUCUGCUUCUGGAAACGCGACGGCCAGUGCGUCCAGGUCAGCGCCGGCUGAGCAGUCAACAGCGGCGGCUCCUCCGUCGCUCAAGGGCGAAAACACACCAUUCAUGCUCGCCCUUGGUAUUUCAGGUGUGUCGAUCUUUUUCGGUGCUGCGUGGACUCUUCUUUAG
This is a messenger RNA of Ascochyta rabiei, 621 nucleotides long. RefSeq lists its product as uncharacterized. The record is from RefSeq and is a predicted model, not a curated record. NCBI's taxonomy places the organism in Eukaryota, Fungi, Ascomycota, Dothideomycetes, Pleosporales, Didymellaceae. Bases 1 to 621 code for a protein of 206 amino acids. The transcript has 2 exons.